UACUUUGAGAACUUUUACUCGAGAAGACCCUGCUGUUUGAAAUCUUGAGAGUAUUUUAAAUCUGUUAUUAGAACUUUGAUAAGCUAUGAUGAACAUUGAGAGAAUUUUAGUUAAUUAGAUCGAACCAGUUUAAGGAUGUUGCAUGUUUCAUAUGAAUAUGGAUAGAGAUCAAGUGAUAACCACUUGAAUCUAUUACUAAAUAUGUUGAAAGCAAUUACACUGCAGACAAUUAGGUUGCAUUGUUUACCAUAAGGUUAUAAAAAGAAUGAAGUUAAUUCCUCUCAAAUUGAAUUUCCAUCCAGUGAAUAAGUUGGUGAUUAACAAUAUUGUUACAAAGUGAUGUUUCUAUUAAUUUUUACUUGUCUCUUGGUCAACUCCUGUUUGACUUUAGCACAUCCAACAGGAAUCAUUUCUCAACGUGAUUUUGAAAAUGUUUGCGAAAAGGUUGGUUCAUUAAUAGCUUCUGGUACUAAAGCAGAUGAGGUGACAAAAAUAGUCACCGAGCAGUUGAUCAAUAAAUAUGGUGCUCCGUCUAAACCAGAACCUGGAACUGAUGAACCAGAUAGAGAUUCAAUGGUUGCUCAUACCCAAGGUUUCUGGAAUCAUAUUGUUCAACUAAUUGUCAACCUAUUUGUUGUGGAGCACAUGGUUGUUAAUAUAGCUUAUGCUGAGAAUGUAAAUAUGCUUGUAUUGGGUAAAAGAUCAACUGAUAAUUUAAAUAACCAGCCACAUUCAUCUCUUAAAAAUGGAUCAGCAAUUUGUGAGCAAUUGACUUUCCCUUCCAAAUUGGAUUUAGGAAACCAAAAAGAGGCAACUCAAAUCCUAGAUAAACUGUCAUUUGACACUAAAAAUUUGAUCGAUAAUUUGUUUUCAAAUUUAAACAGACUUGGAAAACAAUCAUAAAAGAUAUUUGUCCAUUAAAAAUUUACAAUUAGUUAUUAACCAUAUCAAUCAGUUCAAGCUUAUUAUAUUUAAAUAAUUCAAGAAUAAAUUAUUUUUCGA
Messenger RNA from Tetranychus urticae (two-spotted spider mite), 1002 nucleotides. RefSeq lists its product as uncharacterized. NCBI's taxonomy places the organism in Eukaryota, Metazoa, Arthropoda, Arachnida, Trombidiformes, Tetranychidae. The record is from RefSeq and is a predicted model, not a curated record.